AUGGCCGAACCAAUAGAGCCACCAAGAGAGCUUAGUAAGGAUGACCUUACUAAGUUUGUUAUUGAGCACAUCGACAAGUACGAGCAGAUGGAAGACGACGACGAGGUACUUUGGGCUACCUUCCAAGAAGACUUUGAAGACUGGGAUGAAGAACACUUCACAACAGCAAACAAAUCCCAGGUCAUUAAGUUACGCAAGGUACUUCGUCUUAGAGGUGUAUGGAUUGAGAUAGAUAGCAAGAAGGCACUUAUGCAUGUAGCUCUUGUCAAUACUCUCAAGGAGGUUGACCCAGUCGAGUGGACAGACGAGGAGAUAUUGACUAUGAUAAAGAAUGGAGGUACGAACUCAACAAGGUUUACUCGACGACACGAGACGAUGUACGAUCCUUCCUUUCAGUACAGAGAACCUUCUCAAGCAACUCAACCUCAGAGUACACCCAUUCCUCAGAGCACUCCCAUUCCUCAAAGCACUCCUCCUGCCCAGCUGCCUACUCAAGUGCCUGCUCAAGUACCUGCCCAAGUGCCCACUCAAGUGCCCACUCAAGUGCCUACUCAACUGCCGACUCACAGCACUUCACAAGGCCUCACUCAAAGCACUUCUCAAAUCACUCAAGCACCUCAAGUCACUCCACAAGGCAUUCAUGCGUACGGACCCCCACCAGGCACAGCACAGCCAAAUCAACGCACGAACUUCCCCACCUCCUACCAGUUUCAUCAACCUCACACGAAUCCCUUCCAGCCCCAGCCCCAGCAAGUACAAGCUGCCCAGGCCACUAGUAGCACUAUACCCCCCGCACCUCCUACACCACCUAUACCACUAGUACCCCCCGCAUCUCCCGUACAACCAUGGCAGCCAACUCAUACCCAAUUGCAAGCAAAACCAGGGUAUGGACGAGAAUUGACGAACUUAGCGAAGACCUACACGGACGACAUGAAGUACGGAGGCACUGGUGACAACUUUGGACUCAAGGUUACUAUACUCUUUGAUGUCUGCACUAGGUGUGACGUACCUGAGGCAGCGUACGCAAAAGCUCUGCCCAUCAUACUCAAGGGCUUAGCUUUGGACUUCUACUACGCUACUCUUGCUACUGCCAACCUACCUUUUCAAGACCUCUGCCGUGCCAUUCAGGAUCACUUUGAGGACGCAAGCUAUAAGCGAGCUACACUCACUGAAUGGAACAACCUCAGCCUAAGCCAAGUUAAAUCCCAGAACCAGGAGAAGACGACCACUCAGUGCUUUCAACUCCUGGUUGCUAGACUUCAAGUACUUCGCCAUGGGCUUACUCAGGACCUCCAAACCGACUCUUUCCUCUCAAACAAGCUCGUGCUCGCUUGUGAAAAUAGCCCUGAAUGCCAAAUUGCAUGCUCUGCCCCACCGCCACCUUCACAGCUGUCAGCCACUAUUAGCGCUCUUAAAACCUCAAUUACUGCCCACGAGCAUACCCACAGCGCUACCUCAGGCUCUACUCUCGCAGAGAGCUACAUGACAGAUCGCAGGUUCCAAUCCUCACGUAGUAAUUCGCGUACAAGCCAGGGUCUCGGCUAUCGCGGAAGCAGCUACCGUGGAGACAACAACAAGAAGCAAUGCUUUGUUUGCAAGAAACAAGGCUGCUGGUCAACAAACCACCCUGAGCGCGAGCGUGACCAAGCCAGGGACCGCUUUAAGUCAAGAUACCAAAGCAAGCUCAGAGGACAAUUUAAUGAGCCUACAUUCGAACGGUCAUUCAGACAGUACGUCCUUGAGUACGAAGGAGGACAAUUUAAUCCCCACGACGAAGCAUUCCAAGCUGUCACACUCGAAGACAAUGAAGAACAUGAGCCCUUGA
Molecule: messenger RNA, 1825 nt
Organism: Hymenoscyphus albidus
Lineage: Eukaryota; Fungi; Ascomycota; Leotiomycetes; Helotiales; Helotiaceae
Source: the annotation of a GenBank genome assembly